Closterium sp. Naga37s-1 is the source of this 960-nucleotide messenger RNA. The record is from the annotation of a GenBank genome assembly. Lineage: Eukaryota; Viridiplantae; Streptophyta; Zygnematophyceae; Desmidiales; Closteriaceae.
AUGGGAACUGAAUUCCAAUGUGUAGAGGAGAUUUUUAAGUUCGAGUGUCUCGAUAUGCCAGGUAACUUGUACCCUGUUCGCGCCUCCCUGUGUCCUGUUCUCCCCUCCCUGUGUCCUGUUCUCUCCUCCCUGUGUCCCGUCCUCUCCUCCCUGUGUCCUGUUCUCUCCUCCCUGUGUCCUGUUCUCUCCUCCCUGUGUCCUGUCCUCUCCUCACUUUGUCCUGUUCUCUCCUCCUUGUGUCCUGUUCUCUCCUCCCUGUGUCAUGUUCUCUCCUCCCUGUGUCCUGUCUUCUCCUCUCAGUGUCCUCUCCUCUCCUCCCUGUGUCCUGUUCUCUCCCUCUUGUGUCCUGUUCUCUCCUCCCUGUGUCCUGUUCUCUCCUCCCUGUGUCCUGUCUUCUCCUCUCAGUGUCCUCUCCUCUCCUCCUUGUGUCCUGUUCUCUCCUCCUUGUGUCCUGUUCUCUCCUCCCUGUGUCCUGUUCCCUCCUCCCUGUGUCAUGUUCUCUCCUCCCUGUGUCCUGUCUUCUCCUCUCAGUGUCCUCUCCUCUCCUCCUUGUGUCCUGUUCCCUCCUCCCUGUGUCAUGUUCUCUCCUCCCUGUGUCCUGUCUUCUCCUCUCAGUGUCCUCUCCUCUCCUCCUUGUGUCCUGUUCCCUCCUCCCUGUGUCAUGUUCUCUCCUCCCUGUGUCCUGUUCUCUCCUCCCUGUUUCUUGUCCUCUCCUCCCUCUGUCCUGUCCGCUCCUCCCUCCGCCUCACUCUCGUAACCCCCUUGUUCACCUCUCUUCCCCCCUCCCCCCCCCCUGCUCACUCUCUUACCCCCUGUUCCCGCCCCUCGUUCCCCCCUGCUUACCCUCUUUCCCCCUUCGCUCAACCCCUUUUCCCCCCACUCGCUCGCUUUUCCCCUGUGCAGUUGCCAGCGCUCACACACCCUGAAUUGCAAUUUCAAAGCAGCCAUGUCACUUUUUAA